UGAUGUAACAUAAUCCCUGUGACGGUAGGGAAAACAUUGACUUCUUUAUCUGGGAGGCUGAAAGCAGUAUGAGGAAAUGAUUCUGUCUUGCGAAGUGUCCAGAAUUCCUGUCCCUUCAUGAAGACAAAAAAAUCUCAAAGAACUGGGGAGCUUGUAAGGCCAUUGUCCGAGGAAGCAAAAUUGGAAUUGAUGGCUCUCUGAAUUGGCUUUUGGAUGAAUUUGAGAAUGUUUCCGUAACGCGUUCCAACUCCCUGCGGCGAGGAAGUCCACCAUCUCUACUCUGUCAAGAACCCACACAAGAUGGAAUGCACAAGAAUGGAGUGCACGAGACCCCACCCAAGGGCACCUACCCCGCUGAACUAGACAGGCAUCAUGAACACAAGGGGCGAAGUGAGAGGGGCAAGCCAGGAUCCCGGGAUGAGCGCGACCAAGGCAGGGACGAUAGGCAAAAGAACCGGAAUGCAGAGCGGGCAGACAGCCGGGCUCACCCACAGCAGCCCAGGGGGCAGGAGCCAAGCAGGACUGGGGGGAGCAGGCCCAACCAUCAUAACAGCAGGGAGGCCCGCCCUGAUCACCACAAGCAUCCUGACAGCAAGAGCAAACCACACGACAAGGCAGAUGGCAGGAGAGACCAACCGGGCGAUCGGGAAGGAAACCAUGUCGGUUUCAGCGAGCCUACAAACUCUCAGGAACGCACGUCGAAGCGAGAGAAAAACGAAAGCUCCGACAAGAGGCCGAAAUCUAAGUACACAGGCAAGAACAGCCCGCAGUCUCCAAGGGACAAGCGACCCCUUUCUGGCCCAAACAUCCGUCCGUCAAAUGCUCCUGGUGGAGAUGGAGCGAUGAAGACUGUGCACCAGACAGGAAGACCUUUCAACACUUACCCAAUGGCUGAGACAGGAGCAGGCAGAGGCACCAGCAGUCAGGUUGAUCAUCGAGUGGGAAUGCCUCAUGAUGUCCGACACAAUGGGCCCAACCCGGCUUUGGGUCACACGAGUAAAGCACAGCACGGUCAAUAUAGGCCGGGCCAUUCUGAGCCGCCACACCAGGGCUUGGUUCCUCAUUCCUCUGACACACACUUGCCACGUGUGGCGCAGCCGAACUCUCAGGCUCCGUACCCAGCACAGCCCCAGGGACUCGAGUCAAGGUCGCCCCAGCGUGAGCCACAGCGGGUGUCCCACCAGCAGUUCAAGGCAGCUCUCCAGAUGGUGGUGGACCCUGGCGACCCAAGAACAUACCUGGAAAAUUUUAUUAAAAUUGGCGAAGGGUCAACAGGGAUUGUCUGCAUUGCCACUGUGAAGAGCACAGGACAGCUGGUCGCUGUGAAGAAAAUGGACUUGCGGAAACAGCAGAGGCGAGAGCUGCUGUUCAAUGAGGUUGUUAUAAUGCGAGACUACCAUCAUGAAAAUGUGGUGGAAAUGUACAAUAGUUACCUGGUGGAUGACGAGCUGUGGGUGGUGAUGGAAUUCCUGGAAGGAGGGGCACUAACUGACAUUGUAACACAUACCAGGAUGAAUGAGGAGCAGAUAGCAACUGUUUGCCUGUCUGUUUUGAAGGGGUUGGCUGUUCUACAUGCGCAGGGUGUUAUUCACAGAGACAUUAAGAGUGACUCCAUUCUUUUAACGCACGAUGGAAGGGUGAAGCUUUCAGACUUUGGAUUCUGUGCCCAGGUAUCAAAAGAUGUACCAAGGCGCAAGUCACUGGUGGGCACUCCUUACUGGAUGGCACCUGAGUUAAUCUCUCGGUUGCCAUAUGGACCAGAGGUGGAUAUCUGGUCUUUGGGUAUCAUGGUAAUUGAGAUGGUUGAUGGGGAACCUCCAUAUUUCAAUGAACCUCCUCUGAAAGCCAUGAAAAUGAUACGGGACAAUCUUCCACCCAAACUAAAGAAUGGCCAAAAGGUUUCUCCCUUGCUAAAAGGCUUUUUGGACCGGCUGUUGGUACGAGACCCCACCCAGAGGGCGGUGGCUUCCGAAUUACUGAAACACCCCUUCCUGAGCAAGGCUGGGCUUCCGUCCUGCAUCGUACUACUGAUGAGAGCCAAUCGGAUGAAGUGAGCAGAGUUUGCAAGUUGCUGAUCGCAGCAUCGGGAGAAAAACAGAAUAUGAUUUAAAACUUUGAAAAGUAUAUCUCAUAAAUAAAUCAUUUGGCAUUUACGUGAACAGGGUAAUUUCCUGUCUGAUUAGUGGGCCUGAGAGAUAUUGCUUUCUACCCCUGGCGAAUUGUUGACUCAACAACCACCUAUUUCAACUGGAUCUUCUGACUCUGAACUUUGACACUACUGUUUUCAAGGGGGUUAGAACCACAAAGGAAUAUGAAUACUACUGAACUCGAAGACGUUUUCACUUGAUUUGUAAAAUGUAACUUAAAGAGACUGCUAAAGAGUUGAUUUAAUGUCGCUUGUACACCGAACAACUGAGGAUCUACACUGGAAUCGAUUACUUCCUCCAGAUCAUGAGCUGAUUUUAAACACUGUUAGAUAUAGUGGCUUUACCAGUAUGGAGCAUGCAUCCAGGAUUCAAUGUGUGUUGGGGGGGAAGGGUAAGGGAGGGAGGGAGGGACACUACCUGUGAAAUGAUCUUCUGACCUUCAUCUUGGCAAAGAAUGCUGGCAUAUUGUCAGGGCGAGAGUGAUAUGUAUGCUCAGUGCCUUUUCCACAUCCCGUUGGAGUUGGAGACAAGUUGUGCAUGUUUAUUUUACUGUUCAGUCAGUUUAAGGGGAAAGAAAAUGGGGGAUGUGUGCAUAGUCAUAGUUGAUAAUGCAGACUUCUGGAAUUGCAGUCUCUCCUAACACCCUGGGAUCACAUCAGGCAAGAUAAAUGUGGGCAAUAGAAUGCACAAAGUAGUGGACACUGUGUAUGUCACAAAGCAUUAAGCAUCCUCAUUUCGAAAAGGAGGACACUGACUAGACACUGUGAAUUGGGGCAAAUUAGGUGACACCUAUCUGUGGGUGGUACCUGUCCACCAGGGACAGAUGCACCUUGCGGAAGCCCCCCAUGUGAAUAUUGUGAUGCUGCAAUUUCCUGCCUCUUGGUUCAGAUCAUUUGUUCCUUUGGCAUUGUUUCAUCUCAAACAGGAAAAAGAAGUUGUAAAACGUUAAAAGACCAGUUUUCCUCAGAAUAAUCUUGCCAAGUAUAAGGAGUUACUAAUGCACUUUUUGUAAGCAGGUCAGAAGAAUUAGCUGAAAGAAUCUAUAUCCAUUUAGUCCGGUUUACUUUGCAUACUAAUGUGUUUAUAGCAAUGAUGGGGUGUGUCUAAAAACUCAAAAGGCUGCUUGUUCAGAGAGUGGGGGAUGGCCACACAAAGUGUAACUUUGGAGGUUGUUCAUCAAGGAAUUCCUAUGAGCUUUAUAUUAUAGCUACAUACAAUGAUGCCAAUUCUCCUUCCAGCCAGAACUGCAGUUAACCUGUAACCUUCACACCAGCAGUGCUUGAGUAAAAGGUUAAUGUAAGGUUCUUGAUGCCCCUUUUGAGAGCACCUUUUAUAUUUGGCCUCCUCUUCAGUGGAAGGCUGAGCAGUCCUUGGCAGGUGUGACGUCUCCUCAGAUCAGUCUGUUCUAAUUCAGUUAUCCCUCCAUGCAAGGGAACAGCCCAGUGGCCAGAAUUCACCAUUCAACACUGACAACCCCCAUUUCCAGCAUUAGGGGCUUGGGAGAAACCAGACCAAAAUUCCCAGAGACUUGUAGUCCAACAAGGGCAGGCCCUUUCACAUCCUGGCAUUAGAGAUUUACACUAACCUAACUGGCCUGAAAGGACAGGCGAGUGCAUGGACAAUUGGUUUGAAAAUGUGAGAUUAAUCCAUGCCCUUAUAGAAGUCUCAACUAAAGUGGAAAGGUUUCCCCAAAUUCAGUUUCCCAGCAGCUCAUUGCAGGAAGUGUCCUGGAGAAGUUGUGUUUGAGCCCAUGUCUGGAAUGCAGCUUCAUUAUCAGUAUGGAUGGAUGAAGUGACUACUGAAUGGCUUUGCCUGGUUUUGUUUAAGGAUAUUUAUAUUGUAAUUUUUUGUAACACGAUACAGUAUUUUUUUUGAGAAUGCAGCAACUUAUUUUCUUGAGUAGCUACUUUACAACAAGAUUUACUGUUUAAAGAGUGUUUUUCAAAACUGUGUCAAGAGGGUGAACUUAAGGUUUUUACAUUUUCUAAUUACAGAUUAGAAAAUACUUUUA
Molecule: messenger RNA, 4158 nt
Organism: Rhincodon typus (whale shark)
Lineage: Eukaryota; Metazoa; Chordata; Chondrichthyes; Orectolobiformes; Rhincodontidae
Product: p21 protein (Cdc42/Rac)-activated kinase 4
Exons: 8
Coding region: 306-2054 (582 amino acids)
Biological process (GO): intracellular signal transduction; regulation of MAPK cascade; protein phosphorylation
Cellular component (GO): cytoplasm
Molecular function (GO): ATP binding; protein serine/threonine kinase activity
Source: RefSeq, a predicted model, not a curated record